Paralichthys olivaceus (Japanese flounder) is the source of this 2066-nucleotide messenger RNA. NCBI's taxonomy places the organism in Eukaryota, Metazoa, Chordata, Actinopteri, Pleuronectiformes, Paralichthyidae. The record is from RefSeq and is a predicted model, not a curated record.
UCUCUUUGGGGAGAAUUUGCGAGCAGUGAGUCCGGGCUUCGGGUCAGGAACAGGAGCCCGUUUCAGGCCCAGUUGUGUCCUGCGAGCAUGACAACACAGCAGACAUGUGGACGAGAGGCUGAAGCUCCGGGCUCCUAACUCUUCUCUGCACCGGUCACUUAGGUUACUGAAAGUGUCCUAUAUUGAACAGGUUUUGGCAAAUCAAAAUAAUCAAGUGAAGAAGUCUGAUACACUGAGAAUCAGAGGAGCAGCAGGUUCACUAGAAUUUAACGAGGAGAUGGAGGAGUUGAGACUGAUGAUGAGUGGUGAAUUAAAGAUUUGCAGCAAAAGAAGGAAAGAAUGAGAAAUCGAGGAAGCUCCUCCCCUCAGAAGGUUUGCCACUCCCAGACACAGACAGAUGUUUUGAAACCUUUGCUGGGCGGCAUUUCCAAUGCGGGCGGGACUCUGAGGAAGAGGAGGCGUGUUCUGUCGAAGGAUGGACGCAGCAACGUGCGUAUCGAGCACAUCAGUGGGCGGAAUGCUCUGUACAUGCGUGACCUCUGGACGACGUUCCUGGACAUGCAGUGGCGCUACAAGCUCUUCGUGUUCACGGCGACGUUUGCAGGGACCUGGUUCCUGUUCGGGGUGCUGUGGUACCUGGUGGCACUGGUGCAUGGAGACCUGCUGGAGUUCGACCCUCCGUCGAACCACACACCCUGCGUGAUGCAGAUGCAGACCCUGACGGGGGCCUUCCUCUUCUCCCUGGAAUCCCAGACAACCAUUGGGUAUGGAUUCCGCUGCAUCACUGAGGAAUGCCCGGCGGCUGUCAUCCUCCUCAUUGUCCAGCUGGUCAUCACCAUGCUGAUGGAGAUCUUCAUCACCGGAACCUUCCUGGCCAAGGUUGCUCGACCAAAAAAGCGAGGAGAGACAGUAAAGUUUAGCCAACAUGCUGUGGUGUCCACGCAUGAAGGUCGACCCUGCCUGAUGAUCCGAGUGGCCAACAUGCGCAAGAGCCUCCUGCUUGGGUGUCAGGUGAGUGGAAAACUGCUCCAGACGUCUCUGACCAAGGAGGGCGAGACGGUACGUCUGGACCAGAGGAACGUCCCCUUCCAAGUGGACACAUCCAGUGACAGCCCCUUCCUCAUCCUGCCCCUCACCUUCUACCACAUCAUCGAUGACAGCAGCCCCCUGCGAGCCUGGGCAGCCAAGGGUGGGGGCUGGACAGAUCCAGAACUGGCUGACUUUGAGCUGCUGGUGAUCAUGAGCGCCACGGUGGAGCCGACCUCUGCCACUUGCCAGGUUCGCACCUCCUACCUGCCCGACGAGAUCCUCUGGGGUUAUGAGUUCCCCCCCGUAGUCUCCCUUUCUCCAACAGGUAAAUACGUAGCUGACUUUGCCUUCUUCGACAAAGUAGCCAAGACUAAGACCACGCCCGUCUUCAAACCAUCCAGCCCCCAGCACGGGUACCAGAGCAACGGGGGCGACGGGACUGUGCCGGAGUUGUCCGAUCCAGAGAAGAUCCGUCUGGAGCAGAGCUACAGGGAGCGAGGGGAGGACCGAGGCCGGGUCAGAGACACUCCUCUCAGUGUUCGCAUCAGCAAUGUGUGAACCGACGGUCGACUGGAUGACAAGGGAGAGACUGCGAGAGACUGCCAAGUUCAGUAUCGACACCAAGUCACUGAAACAUCAUAUAAAGCAGCUCUGGACACUGGCUUCCCUCCUAUCAGAGACAGAUUUGGUUCUCAGUAACACCAGAACAUGCAGGAAGCCAGUAUGGACUGUCGACCACUGCAUGGUUUGUUAUACAUUUGCUGUUCUGACUGUAUUCAUAUGAAGGAGCAUAACCAACUACCUAACAGCCACUACUACAUAUACUGUCAACACUGUUAAAGAAGUACUAGGUUGGAUUAUUUAUUCAAACAACACCAAACAAAACAAGAAGGGCACAAAUCCUCCACUUAUGCUAAAGCCCUGUCUCACUAUGUUAAAGAAGGAGAAGAACUUGAGUCUGUUAAAGUGAGCAGGAAACACCCACACACACUAAAACUUCCUGCUGCACAUACACACACACACACACACACACACAC